UGACGCAGCCAUCCAGGCAAAGCUCGCGAGUACAGAACGGCAGUACGCACGCGCAUGAUUUGUGUUGUUGUUGGUGGCGGUAAGAUGGCGGCGCUCGGGGACGCAUCAACUCCGGGGGUGAAUGGGUUAAUACAACAGUUCACAUCUAUUACAGGUGCCACAGAGAGUGUGGGGAAGCAUAUGCUAGAAGCAUGCAACAACAAUCUAGAAAUGGCAGUGACCAUGUUCCUGGACGGAGGGGGGAUUGCAGAGGAGCCCAGCACCAGCUCCAGUUCAGCAGGGGCAUCCAGCAGCAAAGCUCCCCCCGCAGAUGACGAAGUGCGGGCGCCCAUCCCUCAGAAGCAGGACAUACUGGUGGAGCCAGAGCCUAUGUUUGGAGCGCCAAAGCGACGAAGACCUGCCCGCUCCAUAUUUGACGGUUUUAGGGACUUCCAAACAGAAACCAUCCGCCAGGAGCAGGAGCUGAGGAACGGUAGUGCGGCGGACAAAAAACUCAGCACCCUGGCGGAUCUGUUCCGGCCCCCCGUCGAGCUCAUGCACAAAGGCAGCUUUGAGACGGCAAAGGACUGUGGUCAGCUGGAGAACAAGUGGCUGAUGAUCAACAUCCAGAAUGUGCAGGACUUUGCCUGCCAGUGUCUCAACAGAGACGUGUGGAGCAACGACGCGGUCCGGACCAUCAUCAGGGAGCACUUCAUAUUCUGGCAGGUUUACCACGACAGUGAAGAGGGACAGAGGUAUAUCCAGUUCUACAAGCUCAACAAGUUUCCCUAUAUCUCCAUUUUGGACCCCCGGACUGGUCAGAAGAUGGUGGAGUGGAACCAGUUGGACGUGGCUUCGUUUCUUGAACAGGUGACGGGCUUCCUGACGGAACAUGGCCAGCUAGACGGCCCGGCAUCCAGCCACCCGCCACCUGCCAAACGCGCCCGCUCUGAGAGUCUGAUAGAUGCCAGUGAGGACAGCCAGUUGGAGGCAGCCAUCCGAGCCUCUCUCCAGGAGACCCAUUAUGAGUCGUCCUCCGCCCCCGAUCUCCCUGACUCCCCCCACUCUGCAGAUGCAGACUCGGAUGGAGACUCCGAAGCAGAACCCUUCUCUGACAGCGAGGGCCUAAUCUCUGUUGACGGCUCGGACAACGAGACAACAGAACCCCGGGAGGGCAGCUCCUACUCCAUGGGCGGACACACCCCUCCAGGACCAGCCCCUCCCACUUCUGCAGCCGCAGCCCCCCAGCCCCCGCCACGGCCGGACAGUCCCCCAGCCCGUCACAGGAAGUCCCCCCACAAAGAGAACAGCCACAGGAAAGAGGAGAGCAAAAAGAACCACUUGGAGCCUCCGGCGGCCACCCCAGCCCGCUCCCAAGCCGACCCAGACUCAGAGCAUCGUUCUGGGGAGAACCAUCGCACCUCAGCUGGCCAAAGCUCCAGAUCUGUUAAGACGGAAACCUCCGACCUCGACUGCCUUGAUGACAAUGGUCCCAAGGCCAGACUGAUGCUGCGCUAUCCAGAUGGCCAGAGAGAGCAGAUCGCCCUAUCGUUCAAGGCUAAGCUUAUGGCUCUGGUGAGACACGUCCAGUCGAAGGGUUACCCCAAUGAACGCUUCGAGCUCGUCACAAACUUCCCCCGGCGGAAGCUGGCCCACUUGGACUAUGACAUCACACUGCAGGAGGCGGGGCUAUGUCCACAGGAGACUGUAUUUGUGCAGGAGAGGAACUAAGCCCCUGUCUUUUCUAUCUCUUCAGGCCACACCCAUAUCACCAAUUCCCCAGGAGGACGUUACAGACUGCAACCUUUUUGUUCUUUUGGAACAGUGGAUGGACUCCAUUAUCCAUCAUUCGACUGGGACGAAGCUGCUGGCUAUGUACUCUGUUAGAGGGCAUUUUGUUCACCGUCAAUUACCGAAGGCAUUCUAUUCUGAUUUUAGUUUUAUUCUGAGGUAAUAAACCAAUCGGAGUAGAAUACAUUAGAGAUACAGUUAGACAUAAGCUGAGGGCCCGGAUAAUGAUCAGAGCUGGCAUCAGAGUUAGCAGACAAAAUACUUUUAUCCCCUGAGUUGUUAAUACUUAUUUUUUUGAGUCAUGGACACCUACAGCCAGGUAAAGGAGGGGCUUGAACUCUGACCCUGAGCGCCGAUGGGUCCCAAAUUUGCUCUUCUCCGCGUUGUUUGGGCGAGGAGCUUUUGCAGUAGUGACCGUGAGAAAGGGGGUGACUUUGAAUAUGGGAAUCAAUGAGGGGGGGGGGGGGUGAGGGAUUUUUGGGGAGGGGGUGAGGUGUCCUUAACUGUCAACCUGCACUGUACAGGGGUGGUGUAGCGAUUGACAUGUAGUCUAGUUUUUUUCUUAUUUCAUUAAUUUUUUUAUAUGCUGCCCCAUUUCCAAGAAAAGAUGCUGAUGCUUAAAUAUAAUCAUCAAAACAAAGGGAACUUUGGCUUGUUUGUUCUAUUCAAUUUCUACCAUGAUGUGUAUCUGCAAUCUGUCUAAAUUGUGACCACGAGCUCAGAAGUAUAGUUUUGGUGAUGAUGCAUUGAAAAUGGCCACAAAGAACCCCAAAUUGACCCCUUGAAUCUACAAUAUCACUCAGGUAUUUCUUGGUACCCCCGCCCCAAUGACCUGAAGGAUCUUGUGUAAACAAUGGGAUGUGGUAUUAUCACUCUUUCUAGCCCAGAGCUGUUAAUUGUUGGUCCUGUAGGGCCAAAACACUUCUGCUUUUCAUCCUUUCCUUCUGAUCAGGGACUAAUUCAGACCUGGGACACCAGAGUGGUAUACUUAAGCAAUAAGGCACCUCGGGGGUUUGUGAUAUAUGGCAAUAUACCACGGCUAAGAGUUGUUCUCUGUCCGACACAACGCUGUGUGCCAGGACACAGCCCUGAGCUGUGGUAUAUUGGCCAUAUACCACAUAUGCCGGAGGUGCCUUAUUCGUAUUAUAAACUGGUUACCAACGUGAUUAGAGCAGUAAAAAUACAUGUUUUGUCAUACCCGUUGUAUAUGUCUGAUAUACCACUGUCAGCCAGUCAGCAUUCAGGGCUCAAACCACCCAGGUUAUAGUACAAAGCAAGCUAGAUCUACUCAGGCUUUUUAAAAGCUAGCCAGCUUCAGUUUGUUUCACAUUCAAGGUCAGGCUUUAUCCGUACUGCGAAGGUGGAUAUUUCUCGUCAGCCUCGCACGUGGAUAGUCGAACGCUGAACUCUUCAUUGAGACAAUGUUGAAACAUCGAUUCAUCGGCGAGUCAGUGCCACAUUUGACAUUUUGUGGCGCAAUGAAAGAAAAGUCAUCUUGUGAAUUCAGCAGGCUAUGGUGUGAAAUAGGCUUUUAGAAGUGAUGUCUUUAUUUUAUGGACAUCUUUGGUGUGCUUAUCAAUGCACAAGCACCUUUUCCCCACUCCAAUCACUCCUUCUGUCUGUGGAACAGCUUGUUGCAUUGUGGCCAUAGACAUAUAAUCCAUAGAAGGGUUUUUGAACCUCUAACCCUGCCAGUUUGACUGUUAAACUCAUGGGUACACUAGCAAUGGCUGCCAGUCUUGACUUGAAUGGGUACUGCCAUCCUAUGGAUUUUAUGUCUAUGGUUAGUUGUGGCUUUGGCAGAUUUUUAAAUCCAAUCGGGCAGAAAAACGUACAGUUUGGAAACCAAAUGCUGUCAUUACUAAAUGUGUAAUGUGAUAGGUAUUUUAAUAGUAAAAACAAUUUUUAACACAACAUUUGAUUAAUAAAAUAUUUAAUCAGUU
Messenger RNA from Oncorhynchus kisutch (coho salmon), 3713 nucleotides. RefSeq names its product UBX domain-containing protein 7-like. The coding region runs from base 55 to 1710 and encodes 551 amino acids. Gene Ontology annotation, biological process: proteasome-mediated ubiquitin-dependent protein catabolic process. The record is from RefSeq and is a predicted model, not a curated record. The transcript is spliced from 11 exons. Gene Ontology annotation, molecular function: ubiquitin binding. Gene Ontology annotation, cellular component: nucleus. NCBI's taxonomy places the organism in Eukaryota, Metazoa, Chordata, Actinopteri, Salmoniformes, Salmonidae.